Messenger RNA from Aspergillus nidulans FGSC A4, 1743 nucleotides. Its product is annotated as putative serine palmitoyltransferase 1. NCBI's taxonomy places the organism in Eukaryota, Fungi, Ascomycota, Eurotiomycetes, Eurotiales, Aspergillaceae. The transcript has a single exon. The record is from RefSeq and is a predicted model, not a curated record. Bases 1 to 1743 code for a protein of 580 amino acids. Gene Ontology annotation, molecular function: pyridoxal phosphate binding.
AUGGUAUCCCUUCGUUCAGUGACCAGAUGUUUCAAUGACGAAAACACUGCCGGGACGACCGCAGAUCUAGCCACAGGCCCUGCCGAAAACUUGACAAAAAAGCAUGCAGAAUUUGGCCCACUGGGUGAUCCAUCCCAUCUUUAUACCAGUGUGGUCUUUGGAGGUGAAAUACCAGACCCGGUGGUCGAUGAGCCUCCAUACUUCAUCAUCUUGACAACCUAUAUCAGUUUCCUUGUUCUUAUAUUUCUUGGCCACUUCCAGGACUUUGUCUCCAGAUGGUUCCAGCCGCAUACAUACCUGCGCCUUAGGUCCCAAAAUGGAUAUGCUUCUUUGUACAACGGUUUCGAGAGCUUCUUUUCUCGGCGUAUGAAGCAACGCAUCAAUGAUUGCUUCGAACGACCUACCACUGGAGUUCCCGGCAGGCAUGUUGUUCUACUUGACCGGAUCUCAAAAGACAAUAUUCAUUUUGAACUUACCGGUAAAGCAACAGACACGCUUAAUCUGAGCUCAUACAACUAUCUGGGGUUUGCGCAAUCGGAAGGACCCUGUGCCGACACAGUGGAAGAGACCAUUUACCGAGAUGGAAUAAGUAUGGCGGGGCCAUAUCCAGGAACUACAAAACUACUUGUCGAGGUGGAGGAUCAGAUCUCCCGGUUGGUUGGCAAGGACGCGGCAAUCGUGUUCUCGAUUGGCUUUGUGACGAAUUCGACUGUUUUUCAAGCGCUUGUCCAGCGUGAAUGUUUGAUCCUGUCAGACGAAUUCAAUCAUGCCUCUAUUCGAUUCGGUGCUAGGCUUUCAGGAGCAGCCAUAGAGGUCUUUGCACACAAUAAUAUGACGAGUCUCGAUGAGAAGCUGAGGCAGGCCAUUUCCCAAGGCCAGCCGCGAACACAUCGACCGUGGAAGAAGAUCAUGGUCACCGUUGAAGGACUAUACUCGAUGGAAGGAACGAUGUGCAACCUUCCACAAAUUCUGGAGCUCAAGAAAAAAUAUAAAUUUUAUCUCUUCAUUGACGAGGCGCAUUCGAUUGGAGCAAUCGGCAGUCGAGGACGUGGAGUAUGUGAUUACUUCAAAGUUGACCCUGCUGAUGUUGACAUUUUAAUGGGCACGUUCACCAAGUCAUUCGGUGCCACCGGUGGCUAUGUCGCUGCGAACCAGCCGAUCAUUGACAAGCUACGCUGCACCAAUGCCGGCCAAGCGUACAGCGAAGCUCCAACACUCCCAGUACUUGCCCAAAUUUCUUCUUCACUUCGAUUGAUCGCAGACGAGGACCCUCUUUACCCGGGUCAGGGUCUUGAGCGAAUGCAACGCCUGACAUUCAACUCGAGGUAUCUCAGGCUAGGUUUGAAAAGACUUGGAUUCAUUGUUUACGGCCAUGAUGACUCUCCAAUCGUGCCCCUAAUGCUGUAUCAUCCGGCUAAGAUGCCAGCCUUCUCAAGAGAAAUGCUGCGACGCAAAAUCUCGGUGGUCGUUGUUACCUAUCCCGCUACGCCGUUGGAACUUUCCCGUGCACGAUUGUGUGUAUCUGCAGCGCAUACCAAGGACGAUCUCGACCGCGUCUUGGAAGCCUGCGACGAAGUUGGAGAAGCACUACAACUAAAGUUCUCCUCUGGGAAAGCUGGUGGAUUGAAACAGCCAAGACCAUGCGUGACGAUAUCACCAGAUAAAAUUACUGAGCCUCCACGCUGGACAUUGACAGAGAUCAUAAAAUGGGGAGUUCGAGAUGCGAAGCUGACUUUGUAUUGA